GCCACAUCUGGUCGGAGUAAACAAAAUCCCCUUUUUUUUAAGCGACUGAGGUUGUUUUGAGUGUUCGCCUACAGCAACUUUAAAAAACAACAACGUUAUCUUGAAACGACAUUAGCCGAGGUUCAACUAAUUCAAAGAAAGUUUCUCCUCGCGUGUCGCGGAACGUUUCCUGAUUAGUCGAAUCUGCGUCGAGGCUGUGACACGCGCACCUUCCGUUUGGUUUCGCUUGGUUGGUGUUGAACUUUGUCCCUAAUGAUGUGACACUUUUCAUCAUAGGUAAAGUAGGACAUAGGUGCACGCACGACCAUGUUGUUUCAUCUGUUGAUACUCCUUCAACUCCUGUCUCGCGGAGACCUGGCCUGUGUGAGGAGGCUGCUGUCGGACCAUGAAGACCAAGAAGUGUUUGUCGGUGAAGGGGACGCGAAGUCGUUCUUGGGUCGCCAUCUGUUGUUCAACCGGUUCGACUUUGAGAUUUUCGUUCCUGGAAAUCUGGAGAGGGAGUGUUAUGAAGAAGACUGCAAUUACGAAGAAGCAAGGGAGAUCUUUGAAAACAUCCCGGCUACAGAGGAUUUUUGGAAGCAAUACUCUGCAGAAAAGGACAAACGCCACACGCGGGUUGAUGUGACCGCUCUUUUGGUGGGAUUGGUUGCUGUUGGUGUGGUCAUUGUUAUUGGUGGCCUUCUGCUCUGGUAUUUCUGCCAUGGCAAAUGCAAGACCUUUAAUCGCGCAAACUCCAUCCAGGUGCGACCGAGGAGGAGUAAUGCUUCUCUAAUAAUGCGGCGGUUAGAGGAGGUGUCCUUACAACCUGUUCUCCCACCUCCACAUCCAGCUGUGGAGGAGCCGGUGGGGUUGCCUUCUUAUGAGCAGGCAAUUGCAAAAACUGGACCGUAUGAUGCCCCACCUCCUCCCUAUCCUGGCUCACAACCUGGGAGUAUUCGGCGGUAGUAUCUCCAGGACAACACAUCUGCAUGUCUCAACAUUAAGCAGACAAUUGACAACCAACAGUUAUAUUGUUCUAUACUGCUUGGCAUUGUAUGCCACUUUAUUUUCACCAUCACAAGAAUUAACUAAUAUCUUAUGCCUUAUUUUUUCUUCUUCUCUUCUCUUUUUCCACUCCCACAUGUCUGCCCUGUUGGGGUACCUUUUCCUCGGCAGAAUAAUCUCCUUUUCUGAUCACGCUUGUGCCAAAACAUAGUACUCAGUUGUCUGGACUAACUAUUUUCCAUGGUCUAAUUAUGCUUGAUGAUAUCACCAUAAACCUGUGCAGAAUAAGCUUUAUAAUACAUUUUGCCCAGUUUGUGGCUUUUUGUCUUAACGUAAAUGAAGAAUCGAUCAUUAAUUGGACAUGAGGGAUUUAAAUGCUGGAGCACUUAGGUUCUUAGGGAGCAGUUGCUCUAGAUACAGCAUGUAUAGACUGGCUGAGAGAAACAUUCUGAUUAUGUUUCAUUUCAUAAGUAUUAAUUGCAAAUGAAGAGAAACAGACUGAUCUGUGUAGUUAUACAACUUUCUGUCUCUAGAAGGAAAAAUAGUAACACUGUUUUCAAUGGUAUGAAUGUAUAUAUAAUAUCACCAUGCAGAAAAUGCUUUAAGGAGAAUACAACUGUUUUGGUUUCCAUCGUCUAUUUGCUUUGUAAAGAUUAUCUUUGUACUUUAAGCUUGAUAUCAUAAUCUUUUUCUCUUUUUUUGAUGUGCAGAUUUCCUUGCUGUUUUUUAACCUCUUUUGUGUCAGGAGUCAUGUUUGAGUCACCAACUAAUAUGUGAAGUAAUGUUUAAUUUCAAUAUAUACAUUGUAGUUUAUUAGAUUAUUAAAUUGAUGGAAGGUGGAAGCUCUUUAAAAGAAGAUUUAUACAGAAGAACAUUUAACAAUUCUACAAGAAAGUUAUCGCUGUGAGAAAAAGAAAAGCAAAAACAUCACUCGCCUAAUGCCGGGGUAGCCUUGUUGAAGCUGAUCUGUACCAGAACUACUUGAAAUUAAAAUCUUUUAUAGAUAACUUUUUAAAUAAAAUUUAUAUUUCAAAUUA
Messenger RNA from Pseudoliparis swirei, 2021 nucleotides. RefSeq names its product proline rich Gla (G-carboxyglutamic acid) 4 (transmembrane) (gene prrg4). Lineage: Eukaryota; Metazoa; Chordata; Actinopteri; Perciformes; Liparidae. Gene Ontology annotation, molecular function: calcium ion binding. Gene Ontology annotation, cellular component: extracellular region. The transcript has 7 exons. Bases 307 to 945 code for a protein of 212 amino acids. The record is from RefSeq and is a predicted model, not a curated record.